Messenger RNA from Leptomonas pyrrhocoris, 1443 nucleotides. Its product is annotated as Chitinase. Gene Ontology annotation, molecular function: chitin binding; chitinase activity. Gene Ontology annotation, cellular component: extracellular region. Gene Ontology annotation, biological process: chitin catabolic process; carbohydrate metabolic process. The record is from RefSeq and is a predicted model, not a curated record. NCBI's taxonomy places the organism in Eukaryota, Euglenozoa, Kinetoplastea, Trypanosomatida, Trypanosomatidae. The transcript has a single exon. Bases 40 to 1443 code for a protein of 467 amino acids.
GGCGCACAAGCGAUACCGAUUACCGUGAAUUCAAGAUUGAUGUGUCCUAGCGGAAAGUGCCGAGACAGCGGCAAUCACGCCGCAUCGUUUCUACUUGUGCUGACGGCUGCUUUGCUGUGCAUCGGUUCGCUUCCCACUGAGGCGCAACGUUCUGAGCCACCGUCCGUUCGUACCGCGCCUGCGACGACCGACGCAGCGCGCAGCAGCAGCAGCAGCAACUCGUCCGCCGCACCUCCCUUUGCCGUCUUCGGGUACUUACCGGAGUACCGGCAACUCCGCUUCGACUACGAGGCCUUCUUUCGGUCUGGCCUGACACACCUCAUUUUUUUCAGCGCUGAGGUCGACCCCACCUCUCUCCAGCUCACCCACGUCGACGACCGACUUCCGUCGCGCGAGAAAUGGAAGACACUCCGUGAGCUGGCAGACACGUAUGGAGUUAAGCUGCUGCUGUGCAUUGGGGGUGGCGGUCGCAGCGCGGGCUUCCCGCGGUUAGUCGGCGAUGUCCUCGGCCGGCGACGCUUUGUCAGCGAGGUGGGCCGCGUGCUGCACGAGCGCGACCUGGACGGCGUUGACUUCAACUGGGAGUACCCGAGUUCCAUGCCGGAGUGGCUCAACUUCGGCCAGUUUUUGACGGAGCUGCGCUCUGCGCUGAACCGCACCACCGCAGGCGAUCACCACGGCCGCCGCGUGGGCCCGGCCCUCAUCACCAUGGCUCUGCACCCCCACCCUAGGAUCCCCCACGUCCUGCGCGUCAGCCAUGUGCUCCCCUCACUCGACUACCUCCAUUGGAUGGCGUACGACCACAUCAUCGCGAACGACUCCCACAGCUCCGUCGCCUACGCAGCGUCGGUGCUGCAGGACGACGUCAUUGGCGACCUCGACGACGCCGUGUACAACGCCCGUCUCAAGAAGAUCCGCCGACAGGCGCACGGGGAGGCGGAGGAGGACGCACCGCAGAGCAGGAAACCACACGAAGCUGACCACCGCCGGAAGCUGUGCCUCGGAAUCCCUUUCUACGGUCGUCAUCGCGCAGACGGGCGAGUACCGCCGGAGACCUACGAGCACCUGUGGCAGUUUCUUCGGCAGUGGGCGGGGAAGCGGCAUCCGGACUGGGUGGAGGGCGGACCAGAGCUGCGCUCGCUGAGUGAGUACGCAGGCUACGACUACAACGGCUACGAUGACGUGCGGCGAAAGAUGCGUCUGGCGCGCUCUUCUGGGAUUGCGGGUAUUAUGAUUUGGGAGUUGGGCCAAGAUGUGCCGCCUGGGACGUCGCCCAUGUCUCUGAUGACUGCCGUGCAGGAGCAGCUGGCCGAAUGGGACAAGGACACCGCAUCCAACGCGGAUGAGAGUGACGCUUGUUUGCGCACACCAGCACGCCUAGAGCACACCCGAGAAAAUGCAACGAGGCUUGUGGGCAGCGACGACGCGGAUGAAGACCUGUGA